Messenger RNA from Mauremys reevesii (Reeves's turtle), 2706 nucleotides. RefSeq names its product interferon-inducible GTPase 5-like. Gene Ontology annotation, cellular component: membrane. The record is from RefSeq and is a predicted model, not a curated record. Lineage: Eukaryota; Metazoa; Chordata; Testudines; Geoemydidae. Gene Ontology annotation, molecular function: GTP binding; GTPase activity. The transcript has 2 exons. Bases 697 to 1977 code for a protein of 426 amino acids.
AGGAGGUGCAGGGAGGGGGGCAGGGAUAGAUUAAGCAGCAAAAACCUUCCUUAACACAGAGAAAAGGUGCCCAGUGAUACUUUGGGCCCUUGCAGAAUGUCAAGUUCAGCAAAACUCAAAUGUCUGAAGACCAUGAAAUGCAGAAUUAAGGGGGCAGAGCUAAGGUGAUGUGGGCCUUUGCCCUGACUCUGUUUCCUGCUUUUCAGAAGUUGGAGUUCUGCUGAACUCACGGCUCUGGAAGGGCAGGAGCUCUCCCUGGGCAACCUGAACUCUGCCUCAGGGAAGUUUUUGCUAUUUAACUUCCUAGUGUUUUAAGCUGAAAGAGAAAUGGUUCUCGGUGGGAGUUUGUGGCCAUUUACACAGCUGUCGUCCCCGCCUAGGUUUGCAGGUGCCAUGCUACUGUGCCUAGGUAAUAAUCAAACCACCGAAGUGUUCCAUGGGGCUUUACAUCAGGACAUCUCAAUCAGCUUUACAUCAGUAUCCCCAUUAUACAGGUGGGAAACUGAGGCACAGGGAGGGGAAAUGACUUGCCCAAGGUCACCCAACAGACCAGUGGCAGAGCUAGGAAUAGUCCCAGUGCAGGGGUCUCUGCACUAGGCCCCCUGGUUGCCAUGUGAUUCCUCAGGGCCCCUCCCCUCUCAUGUACGUUGUGUUACAGUGCGGUGUGGGCAGGCUGAGCAGUGCACUGGAGCUGCCAUGGCUGCUAACGAGCUUCCCAAGAUACCUGAAGAGGAUAUGGAAGCACUGAAGGCUGCUAUUGGGGAAGGAAACCUCACCGAAGCAGCUGCUAAAGCGAAAGAGGCUCUGGAGACGGCUGAUAAAAUCACUCUCAACAUCGCUGUCACAGGGGAGUCGGGCACUGGAAAAUCGUCCUUUGUCAAUGCCAUCCGGGGCCUGCGGGAUACAGAUAAAGGUGCUGCUGAGACGGGGGUGAAUGAAACGACAAUGAAGACCACUCCUUACCCACAUCGUAUAUACCCCAAUGUAAUAGUCUGGGAUCUGCCAGGGAUCGGGACCGAAAAUUUUAAAUCAGACACGUACCUCAAGCAGGUAAAGUUCAGCCGCUACGACUUUUUCAUCAUCAUCUCCUGCACCCGCUUCAAAUACAACGACAUUCAACUCGCCCAGGAGAUCCAGAGACUGGGGAAGAAGUUUUACUUUGUGCGCUCCAAGGUGGAUGUGGAUUUGACAAAUGAAAAACGACACUAUGACGAGGAGGGAAUCCUAGAGCCGAGCAGUGAUCCCAUGAAAAGGCCACUUCAGUACAGUGAGAGUUCGAUCCUCGAUGGCAUCAGAGAGAACUGCAUCAAAGGGCUGAAAACAGGAGGGGUGACCUCCCCACGGGUUUUUCUUGUAUCUAGAUGGGACUUCGGCAAGUACGAUUUUCCCAAAUUGCAGGGAGUGCUAGUGGAUGAGCUGCCCAGUCUCAAGAGACUCGCUUUUCUCCGAUCCCUGUCCAAUGCUUCUAAAGAAAUCCUGGAGAAGAAAAAACAACAGCUGCAAACGCAGAUAUGGCUGCUAAGUCUGGCAUCAUGUGGAGUCGCUGCUCUUCCUAUCCCGGGUCUCUCCACUGUUUGCGAUAUCGCCAUGCUGGUGACGUCCCUGAAAGAGUUCUGCAGGGACCUGGGCCUCACUGAAGAGUCUCUCGCUACACUUGCCAGACAGGCUAACAAGCCCAUUGCAGAGCUGAAGGCCGUUAUAAAGUCCCCACUGAGUGAGGAAAUAACAAAAGAUCUUGUAAUUAAGCUACUGACCAAGUGCGCAGCUGGGGCAGUGAAAUAUUCUACAUAUUUGUUUGAAUUUGUACCUGUGGUAGGUUCUGUGGUAUCUGCAGCAGUUUCUCUCCCUACCACAUACUUCAUGUUGAAGAAUUUCCUGGAUGCUGCUGCUGCUGAUGCUGUACGAGUUCUGGAGGUGGCUGUGGAGGGAGACGUUUCAAACUCAGAGAAACAGCACGAAAACUGCAGCACCCCCUGAAAGGAAGAAACGUGGCUGAAAGAGUCAAAAUAAAGACCCUGUCCUAGCUGGAGCUUGGAGCUCAAAGCUGUGGGAAGUCUCAUGAAAAUGCCGACAGGGGUCCUAGGCUCUCCUUUGAGAUAAUAAUACAUUAAAAAGUGCUUAGACUGAUCAUUGUAAUUCUGUAAUGCUCAUAGGUUUAACCAGCCCCUUAUGCAAAGGUAGAUUUGUCCAGGGAAGCCCCUGUGUCUGGCUGUGCUAUUAAUCCUGUGAGUGGCCCUAGAUUUAAAUGGAGAAGGGUCAAGGUGUCUCUGGCUGAUAAACCCAUAUGGGCUGCUUGAUAAUUACCUGGCUGAGUGUGGCUGUCACUUAUACGCUGGGCUGUGCCCCCAUUCACGGCUGGUGAGUUAGUGCGGAGAUUGGCUCUAGUGUUUGAUGCUGGGUUUAUGUACAUCUAUUGCUCCCCGAUUUGCUAUUCUCAGUGGGAGCCUAUUCUGUAGUUUAUUAUAAGAGCUGAUGAUUGAACAAUUCAUUUGAGCAAUUGGAGACUUUGAUACAUUGCAGCUGGUCUGGCCAUAUGUAUAGCCAGUGCCUCAGCCUCUGCCUUCCCCCAAUAACCCAUUGAUUUGUUGCUUUUGUUUUCAUAAUGAUUAGAGGUCCGGUUCUGCGAUCCUGUCACACCCCAGAAUGGGCCCCUCUUGUCUUGUAGAAAUGAUUUAAUAUUUCAAUUAUAAUAAACUUGCAUUUAAU